Messenger RNA from Sander lucioperca (pikeperch), 2839 nucleotides. It is a transcript of the gene cipca, whose product is annotated as CLOCK-interacting pacemaker a. The coding region runs from base 146 to 1216 and encodes 356 amino acids. Gene Ontology annotation, cellular component: nucleus. NCBI's taxonomy places the organism in Eukaryota, Metazoa, Chordata, Actinopteri, Perciformes, Percidae. The record is from RefSeq and is a predicted model, not a curated record. The transcript is spliced from 4 exons. Gene Ontology annotation, biological process: negative regulation of DNA-templated transcription; negative regulation of circadian rhythm.
AGGAUGUACGUAGCGUUACCGUUUCACACGUGAGAAUCUUUUCUCUAACCUUCUCUGGCACUCCACCACGGAAAACUAGCUAAUCUUGGGUGACACUAUAAACGGAUAUUUGUUUUCAAGCAACGGGCCUAUUGAAGAGACCAGUAUGAGCCAUUUCAGUAGACCCGACAGACACAGGACACCAUCGUUGACCAGGGCAACACACCUUAGAGCAUUCAAGUCUGACCUGGAGCGAGAUUCGGGCUUCUCAGAUGCCAGCUCUGAGUACCUCAGUACAGUCGAUCUGACUGACUCUGAAGAUGCAGGAAGGCACGGGUCGCUUGUCGGCCAGGACCCUUCUGGUCCGCAGGUGGCUUUGAUAGGAGGCUCGUAUGCUGGACUGUCUCCAAUGAUCAUCAUGAAUAACAUUGUCUUAAAACAGCCAUCCCCGAUGGUUCCAGCAGAAAAACAGUGGGGUUUUCCUUCACCCUUGGAAGUAAUGCCUCAGUCACAGGUGGUUCUUCUUCAACCCAUGGUAUCAAAUGGUAGCAACAGCUCUCCGAAGACUGGCUCUGAAAAUACCCGACAAUCAAAAAGCUACAUGCCCAUCCUCAAGUCGUAUCCCAGAAUUGCCCCACACCCAGCGGACGCGCCCAUAAAGAAAGUGGAAUCCUCCAAGGUGAGGGUGAGCUCAACAUCAGGAUAUGACCGGCGAAAGAAAAAGCACCACCACGGCCACCGGCGCUACAGCUCCCAAAGCCCGCAGCCAGCACUGCAGACUACAGUCAACCCUAUCUCCAACUUUGAAGCAGCAAACCAUCAAUUACAGGCAGCUGAGAGUCAGGAGCACCUCAGUGACAAGUCUCUCUCUCCGUUGGCAAGGAGCAGCUCUUUGCUCCCCUACACAGAUGAAGUCAGGACACAUAUUGACAGCAACAGGAUGGAUGCUGACCAGGACUACGCAAUCUCAAUAGACAGUAUCAAACUGAAACGUUUCAGCAAUACCUACAACAUUCUCAACAAAUCUGGCUUGCUGGGGAUCACCAUGCGCACGAAGCAGCUGAUCAAGGAGAAUAAGCGCACCCAAGGCCAGCUGCAGCAGCUUCAGCAGCAAACAGCUCUGCUGCUGGAGGCUCUAAGCAGUGGAGACCCGCAGCUCUGGACUAAACUGCAGCUCUCUCUGCAGCACACAGACAAGGAGCAAUGUGGAGCUAAAGCCAAGAGAGUCAUAGCGUGAUAUAUUGAUGGAUAUGACCAGCAGUACUCAAUCAGGGGGACACAAGAUGAUUUAUUGAAUGUAAAAAGGUAUAUCUCAAAUCUUUACGCGUGAAAUAGUCAUUAGCAAUCAGCGAUUUAAGUAAACAUACAAUAACUUAACUAAACUAUAUACUUUCACGCUUUUAUCAGGACAGUACAAAUCAUCUUAACAUUCAGAACUGCUGGUCUAAUAUAAAGCUGAAGCACAUUAAUACCAAGUGGGAGUGAGAAGCAUGCUUACAUUUCAAACCCUUGCCUAUAAUAAAUUUUCUUGCCUCUGUUGUUUCAAAAUGGCAAGAAUCACUUGCAAUAGGGCUAUGGCUUCUAUAUGUUGAACCCCUAAUUGCAUAAAAAGCAUGUAUACAUCACAUGCGAGGGCACAUGGGGUUAAUUCCUUAUACAUGUCCUGAAUGUGAUUGCUGUAUAGAAAAUAUAAGCAUACUUUUUUAAACCCAGUGUGGACACGUGGCCUGUGUUUCAAUUUCCUCUUUACUGAGAUCUUAAAUCAAUAGGACAGCGUCUUGUCCAUUUUUUCAUUUACUUUGUUUUUUAAGUUGGAUGAGCAGAUGCCUCCUUUGUGAGGAAGUGUUUGUAUAAACUAACAGUUUGUAUUCUCAAACAACAGCUGGAUAGCUCACAGUGAGAGUUCAGAGGGAUGGCAAAACCAUAACAUUUUAUUUUUGUUUGUAAUUUUACAAAGGUUUUGUUACUUGGUGUCAGUAUUAUUUAUUUGUAAUAAUGUUUCGGACCAAGACUAAAGCAGUGUGAAUAAUAUUAACAAACCAAGCACAUUAUAACGAGUUUGCCAGUUCACUGGUAAAGAUAUCUAUAAGAACUAUGUAGGAAUUUGCGAAAGAUAAAACUGUAGCAAGUGAAGUGCUGUAGCCAUAUAUAUUUUCUUUUGACUUUGCAUAUGUUCCUGCCAUGUUCAUUCCUGCUGCUUAAGCGUAGUGUUAUGUAUGAAUGGAAACUUCAAGGCAAAGACAUGACAACUAAAUAGUUUCAUAUUACAGACUCUUGCACUUUAGUUAUAAGAUUACUGACAACUUGUUUAGACAAAUGUUACAACUUGUAUCCCUAAAUGAGCGUUUUCUAUGUGAAUAUAAAUGUUUAUCUGGAUGCCUGUGCCUUUUUGAACAUGUUAAUGUUUGCACUUCAUAUCAAUGCUUGAGCAGCUUAGAUUGUGAGCUUCAUGUGGAGGAAAGUUAAAUGUACUUAAAGGUCUCCAAAGAAUUAAUAUUCUUCUUUUAAACUAAACAAAUCAUGCCCUGGCUAGGCGAUCCAGAGUUGAUGUAGAAAGAGCAUGAAGACAAGUUGAUUCAUAAAUGGUUUGUUUUUAAAUGUAAAGUCAAGGUUACCUGUUGUAUUAUUUAUUUUAGUAACAAUAUGCUACUGUUGCAAUAUUUUUUAAUCAUGAGUAGUUGUAAAACUAAGAAAUGAUCAAAUUAGUUUUGAAAGGGCAAAAUUAGGGUUACAAAAAUAACUUUAAGAUUACUAUUCAAAGAUUGCUUUUUUUCUUGUUUUUGUGAAGUGUUUUCUGUGUUGUUUAGCAAAUGUCACUUUGACUAAUAAUGAACUGUCAUAAAACUCUCUUUGAAGACCA